CACAUGCAGCUUUCUUGCAUGACAACGCAUUACACUCUAUCGCAAAGGCAGUAGUCCUGAAGAGUUGCGCUUCCGUGAGAAAGCCCCGUUCGGGGGCUGCACGAGUCGAGACUAUUCCCCAACUUGCAUGGCCAUUCGCGCGCAGUUUACACGCUCUUCCUUUUCACCGAGCUCUCUAGUCCACGUCCCAGACAUCCCUGUAAGACAUAUUGCCUUCGAACCGCUGCGCCUGCCAACUCAGAGCCCGAGCUCCGCCCCUUCCGAAGUCCCCUCGCCCAAGCAACGGCUCGCUCCCGCCCCUCAUCCGGCAGACGCGGCCGCUGCGCCUACCAAGGACUGCUCGCUUACGCGCCCAGCUUUAAACGCGGUAGCUUCCACCAUCUUCCAGCCCGCUAGCGCAGAUUCCAGCAGCACCAUGCAGCCCCAAGGCAGCCAGCAUCCGGGCGCCGCCGCUGCAGCGGCAGCCGCCCCGGCCGCCUCCUCAGAUGACUUGUACGGCGCCUACAAGGACGCAGACUCCGAGGCGGCUCUGGAGGCGGCGCGAGCGUUGUGGGCGCAAGUGAAGGAGGUGGAGAGCGUGGUGGUUACAGCUAUCGUGGACAACGAGACGGACGGGCUGUCAACCCCAUGUGCCUGCUGCGACCCGGCUUUGGAUCCAGACACACGCACGCCGUACGCAUCCGAGUUCACGGCAGGCAUCCAGCGCGUCAUGACCGGCGAGUGGCCCUGCCUGGACUUCUCGCGCUCCCUCAUGGCGGGUCACGGCCUGUCGCUGCUUAUCACCGCCACCGCCACAUCGCCCGCACCAGCGGCUGCCGUCAAGCCCGAUGGCGCCGACGGCGCCAACGGCGACGGCGAUGGCGCGGGGCAGCUGCGGCGUACGGCGCUGUUUGACGGCGGGCCGCGGCCGGACCUGUGGGCAAGCAACGCGGAGCGGCUGGGGGUGCAGCUGCGCGACGUGGGCGCGGCGGUGCUGAGCCACUGGCACGUGGACCACAGCGGCGGAUUCGCGGCCGUGGCCCAGGCCGCAUCCCAAUCGCGCGCCAACAGCGAGCCAGCGGCAGGCGGCACGGCAGCGCCUGGUGCGGCUGCGGCUCCGGCGCCGUUUGUGUUUGAUGUGCACCCCGACCGGCCGGCACGGCGCGGGGUGAUCAUGCCCAACGGCAAGGCCGUGCCUUUCAACGAGGACGUCAGCUGGGAGCAGCUGGGCUCUCCCGGGUGUGAGGUGCUGCGCCAGGCGUCGCCGCACACGCUGCUGGAUGGGCUGUUCUACGUGUCUGGGGCGGUGCCGCGCCGGUCGGCCUUCGAGGCGGGGCAGCCCGGACAUGGCACACUGGGCGCGGACGGCGUGUGGCGGCUCGACCCGCUCAUUAUGGACGAGCGCUACCUGGCCGUCAAAGUGCGGGGCCAGGGCGCUGUGGUGUUCACGGGCUGCAGUCAUGCGGGUGUGGUCAACGUGGUGGAGCACAUGACGCGUGUGUCGGGCGGCCGCGUGUUCGCGGUGGUGGGAGGCCUGCACCUGGCCAGUCGCCACAUGGAGGUGCGCAUCCCCGAGACCCUGGCCGCACUCAAGGCCCUGGAUCCGCACCUGAUCCUGGCGGGCCACUGCACAGGCUGGCGAGCCAAGGCCGCGCUGCUGGCUGCAUUCCCCGGACGCAUGCAACCACUCAGCGUGGGAGGUGUCUACAGCUUCCUGGCACCCAAGCAGCCAGAGGAGGAGCAGGAGCAGGAGUGACAUUUAGCUCUAUUCAAGAGGGGUUAACUGCUUCCGGGCGUGGUGUGGAUUGGGCGGAUCGGGGGAUGGUGGGUGGGAGGGUGAUGGGUCUGCAGGACCGUGUAACAGUGGAUCCUUGCUGGGCCCACAACCCCCAAGGCAACCCAAGGAGCCCGCAGGGCACCGCACAUGGUGCAACGGCACGCUACCCGACCAAGCUACGUUGAGAUUGCAUUGGUUACAAGAGGGACGUUGAGAACGUUUGCCGAGGUGUACCACACCUUCUGAUCUUUUCAAAGCGUCCGCCUUGGCGUCCGCUGAGAACGUUGGUUUCUUAGACUGUGAACGUUGGCAGGUGCAAUGGCCUUAGCAUCAGGAAACGGGGACACAAGUGCGUUGUUCGCUGAGUCGGGCGGUGUGACGUCGACAAUCUGGACAUGGAAGAUGCAUUCAAGAUG
Chlamydomonas reinhardtii is the source of this 2172-nucleotide messenger RNA. RefSeq lists its product as uncharacterized. The transcript is spliced from 9 exons. Lineage: Eukaryota; Viridiplantae; Chlorophyta; Chlorophyceae; Chlamydomonadales; Chlamydomonadaceae. Gene Ontology annotation, molecular function: transferase activity. Bases 416 to 1735 code for a protein of 439 amino acids. The record is from RefSeq and is a predicted model, not a curated record.